Molecule: messenger RNA, 1599 nt
Organism: Chenopodium quinoa (quinoa)
Lineage: Eukaryota; Viridiplantae; Streptophyta; Magnoliopsida; Caryophyllales; Amaranthaceae
Exons: 5
Coding region: 661-1599 (312 amino acids)
Source: RefSeq, a predicted model, not a curated record
GAAAACAAGAGAGGUGAAAGAAUCCAUUGUAAGUAUAUAAUAAGUCUUUAUUUCAAUUUUGAAUAUAUUUUGUUAAGUUUAUGUAUUGCAACCAAAGUUUACUAACUUGAACUCUUUGUGUAGGAUAAUUGGAGAAAGCAACAAGCUAAUGGAAAAUUUGUUCCUAAUAGGCACGAUGAUAUCUUAUCUUGUGCCCUUGGGAAAAAAGAUCGUAAUGGUCAGGCAAUAGCAUUUGGCAGUGGAAUUGGCAUUAAAGCUGUAUGGGGAUCCGGAGAGAGGCGUAGUGGCCGACGGGGUAGGGAAAUCGGAGAUGCUGAGCUGGAAGAAUUAGAGGCAAGAGUAGCCCGAAGGGUACGAGAGGAGACUAUGCAGGAGAUGGAUUCUAAAAUGGAUUCCAUGGUUCAAGAGAAGUUUAUGUUAUUUGCUAAACAGAUUGGUAUUCUAAUUCCAACUGAAUUGAUGGAAAUGAAUAACAUAGGUCAGACGACUCAACUAAAUCCUAGUAGUUGCCAAUCAGUGGGUGAUGAUCCAUUUGCAAACAUACAGGUAUCCAAAACUUUGUUAUUUUAUAUUUUUUAUCUUUUUUUUUUGUAAUGAUUUAUGACUGCGACAUACUUUUAACUUUGUAACUCAAUUUUCUUUUUUUUUUUUUUUUAAAUAAUGAUUUUUUUCUAUCUUUGUAAGGAAUCGGUUCCAUGUCGGCUAUCAUUAAUGAAAAAUGACUCUGAGAAAGUUAUUUUCGCUAAAGGUACAUAUCAUCUAGAGUUAAUCCUUGAUCAUCAUAGUAACCUCCUUCUAGAUCACGUGAGGGUAAGUGUUAAUGAUUUUUUUGACGAGUUCAAAGAAUUCUUGGUUCCAGUUCCUUCUUCAGUCAUCAAGAAACUUAAGCAUGCCCACGGUACAUUUACCCAAUGGCCGAAAGACUUGGUUUCACUCAUGCAUGACAAGGAAUUCAUAUCAAAUAAGAACGAUGAUAACAACAAAGCGGCCAAAGUAAACAUGCAAGACAAAGUGAAAGUAGUUGAAAGUUGUCACGAAACAAAAGAGUCCAACACCAAUCCAAAAAAAGUUUUUCUUAUGGAUUAUGCUUUGGAAAACUUGUCUCAGAAGUGUGGGUCUUUGAAUAGUUUGUUAUCUUCAUUACCCAAAGGUGAAACUAUUAUGGUAAAGGUUGAUGCUUGGACCUUUAGUUAUGAAGAUAGUAAGGACAUCAUUAUCAGACGUGAAGAUGUCAAUCAACUUCUCACGGGAGCUUGGCUGAAUAUUUCAAUUUUGCAAGUUUUUAUGAUGGCCUUGAGUGACAUACUCGAUAUGGUGGAUGUGGCUUCCAUUGGAUUCAUGUGUCCAAAAAUGAUUUCAGAAACCUAUUUGCAUAGUGAUGCAGAUCGUAUCCUUCUAUACACGACACAUUGUCCUCAACAAUUGGGUGGACGUGAGUGUGGCUACUACGUCAUGCGUCAUAUGUACGAAAUACUUGAACAUCACCAUAGCAGUGAGGAUCUUAUUAAGGAUUUUUCAAGAACUACACCGUACACCGAGGAGAUAAAUGAGAUUCGAGAUAUUUGGGCAGAGUAUUUUAUAUGUAAUGUUGAACUUUAG